AUGGCCGGAGACUCCUUCUUCGCGACAAAAACGCGCAAGCGGAAACGCGAUACCGGCUCCUCCGGCCCGAAGAAAUCAGCGCGCAGAAACGACGGGAGCGCGCGCUCGGGCCCUUCGUCGCGUAAAGGCGGCCCACAACCUGCAAAACGGAGCAAGCGGGCCGAGGACGAGGAGUUGGGCUCGGAGGGCGGGAGUGAUGGAGGGGAUAUUGACGAUAUGGAUCUCAGGGCGGACGAGGUGGAUGAGAAUGAGAGCGGCGAGGAGGACGAGGACGAGACGCCGGCAGAGAAGAGGCUCAGGCUCGCCAGGCUUUAUUUGGAGUCCGUAAAGGAGGGUCUGGCUGAUGGCGAAGUCGACGCUGCUGAUAUCGACCGGGACAUCAUCUCGGCGAGGCUGCAGCAGGAUGUGAUGGAACACGCGGGGAAAGUGCAUCUAUUCGUCGCAGACUCGUAUGACUAUGACACUCCUCCAACACUCCGUCUACGGGGCCACAAACUAGCCGUGACCUCCGCUGUGGCGUCCGACGACGCACACAUACUGUUCACAGCAGGCAAAGAAGGCAACAUAGCCAAAUGGGAUCUCCGCACCGGUGAACGUCUGUCUACCUUUCCCAAAGUCCGCGUGGACACAAAAGGGAAGGGAAAGGCUCGCGCGGACGAUGUGCAGGGCCACACAGACGAAGUUCUUUCGCUCGCGCUAAGCGAGGGUGCGCGAUAUCUGGCUAGUGGUGGCAAAGACCGAAGAGUCGGUGUCUGGGACGUUGAGAAGGGCGAGUGGGUGAAGGGCUUUGGCGGUCACCGCGAUACGAUAUCUUCCGUCGCAUUUCGAAAAGGAAGCCAACAGCUAUACUCGGCGUCGUACGACCGAACGAUCAAACUAUUCGACUUGGGAGUCAUGGGCUAUGUCGAGACGCUCUUCGGGCAUCAAGACUGCGUAUUGAGUCUUGACGCGUUACGUUCCGAGACGGCUGUCAGCGUCGGCGGACGAGACAAGACGGCGAGGUUCUGGAAGAUCGUGGACGAGAGUCAGCUUGUGUUUCGUGGUGGAGGACGAAGUGCUGUGCGGGAGUUGCUGGAAGGUGGCGCGUUGGAGGGUAUGGAAGGCGAGGAGGGCGAGGCGCCGCAAAAGAAGGAAGGGGAGAAGAAACGGUUCGUCGAAGGCAGCCUGGAUUGUAUCGCCAUGAUCGACGAGCAGACUUUCUUGACUGGCGGAGACAGCGGCUCACUAUGUCUGUGGAACACGCAGAAGAAGAAGCCCGUGUUCACUCAGGCGCUCGCGCACGGCUUCCACGAAACGCAAUCGGAGACAGAAGGCCUGCUCAAAUCUCCGCGCUGGAUCACCGCGUUGGCUACUCUCAGAUAUUCCGACCUGUUCGCCUCCGGUUCCUGGGAAGGCGACAUCAGGAUAUGGAAGCUCGACGCCAAACUCAAAUCUUUCUCUCUGGUCUCGACGAUCCACGCAGCGGGCGUCAUCAACUCUCUGCAACUGGUGUCGACGCCGAAAGGCUGGGAUGACAGCGCAGCAUGGUCGCAGCGCAAGCCGCCAGACGCGAAUUCCGAGCCGAGAAAGAAGAACGCACCGCCGACUGUGUUGCUUGUUGCCGGUGUGGGCCAGGAAACACGACUCGGGCGGUGGAUCACUGUCAAAGGUGAUGGCGCGAGGAAUCAGACUUUGGUGUUUGCGCUUCACCCGCGUCGGACAUAG
Molecule: messenger RNA, 1704 nt
Organism: Peniophora sp. CBMAI 1063
Lineage: Eukaryota; Fungi; Basidiomycota; Agaricomycetes; Russulales; Peniophoraceae
Source: the annotation of a GenBank genome assembly